Messenger RNA from Panicum hallii, 1958 nucleotides. RefSeq names its product calcium-dependent protein kinase 22-like. The record is from RefSeq and is a predicted model, not a curated record. Gene Ontology annotation, cellular component: cytoplasm; nucleus. The coding region runs from base 1 to 1653 and encodes 550 amino acids. Gene Ontology annotation, molecular function: calcium-dependent protein serine/threonine kinase activity; calmodulin binding; calcium/calmodulin-dependent protein kinase activity. The transcript has 8 exons. Gene Ontology annotation, biological process: protein autophosphorylation; intracellular signal transduction; peptidyl-serine phosphorylation. Lineage: Eukaryota; Viridiplantae; Streptophyta; Magnoliopsida; Poales; Poaceae.
AUGGGUGGUUGCUACUCCGCCAUCGCGGCCACCAAGCUGAAGAUGCUUCGCCACGGAGGCCGUGGCGCCGCUGCCAUCAUCCCCGUCACCAGCCGCGACGGCCCGUGCUGCUCCCCGUACAGGGACAGCGACGCCAAGGAGAAGAAGAAGAAGAAGGGCAGGAAGGGCAGGAAGCACGCCCCCAUCCUGGGGGACGCCGGCGCCGUCGACCCGGACUUCGCGCGGCGGUACCGGCUCGGCGCGGAGCUGGGCCGCGGCGAGUUCGGCGUCACGCGGCGGUGCGAGGACACCGCCACGGGGGAGGCGCUGGCGUGCAAGACGAUCCGGCGGAAGCGCCUGAUGCUGCGCCGCGCCGGGCCCGACGCGGACGACGUGCGGCGGGAGGUGGAGAUCACGCGCCGCAUGUCGGAGCUCGGCGAGGGCCGGGUGGUGCGUCUGCGCGAGGCGUGCGAGGACGACGACGGAGUGCACCUCGUCAUGGAGCUCUGCGAGGGCGGCGAGCUCUUCGACCGCAUCUUCGAGCGGGAGCACUACUCCGAGCGCGCCGCCUCCAAGCUCGCCCGCACCAUCGUCGAGGUCGUGCAGCUGUGCCACGACAACGGAGUGAUGCACAGGGACCUGAAGCCGGAGAACUUCCUGUUCGUGAACAAGUCGGAGGACUCGCCUCUCAAGGCUAUCGACUUCGGCCUCUCCGUGUUCUUCAAGCCUGGCGAUCGGUUCACCGAAGUGGUUGGCAGCGGGUGUUACAUGGCUCCAGAGGUUCUCAAGAGAAACUAUGGGCCAGAGAUAGAUGUGUGGAGCGCUGGCGUCAUCCUGCACAUCCUUCUCUGCGGAUUCCCCCCGUUCUGGGGAGAUUCCGACGAGAAAAUUGCGCAGUCAAUACUCAGGGGAGGAAUUAACUUACAGAGGGAUCCAUGGCCCAAGGUCUCCCAGAAUGCAAAGGAUCUUGUCAGGAAGAUGCUUGACCCGGAUCCUCGCACACGGUUGACGGCAAAGCAAGUCCUUGAGCAUCCUUGGCUCAAAAAUGCUGAUAAGGCUUCAAAUGUGUCACUCGGGGAGGUUGUUCGGUCCAGGCUGAAGCAGUUCUCGUCCAUGAACAAGUUCAAGAAGAAGGCACUUGGAGUCGUCGCCAUGAAUCUACCAGUGGAAGAGAUUGACAAAUACACUCAGAUGUUCAAUACGAUGGACAAGGACAAUGACGGUAAUUUGACACUUGAGGAGCUGAAGGAGGGCUUCCGGAUAAACGGUCAACCUGUCAUGGAGGAAGAGAUAAAAAUGCUGUUAGAAGCGGGUGACAUAGAUGGAAAUGGCACAUUGGAUUGUGAGGAAUUUGUAACAGUCUUACUUCACAUUAAAAAGAUGAGUAAUGAUGAGUACCUACCUAAAGCUUUCAAGUUCUUCGACAAAGAUGGGAAUGGUUUUAUUGAAAUGGAGGAGUUGAUGGAGGCACUAGGUGACGGCGAACUGAAGCCUAAUGGGAAAGUGGUUAAUGAUAUUAUUUGUGAGGUUGACAAGGAUAAGGAUGGUCGUAUCAGCUAUCCGGAGUUCGAAUUGAUGAUGAAAGGUGGAUCAGAUUGGAGGAAUGGCUCUAGACGGUACUCAAGAGCAAAUUUCGAUAGCCUCAGUCAUAGGCUGUGCAAAGAUACUUUAUGAAACAAGAAAUUAGGUUCCAAGCAGCAUUGGUCGACUGACUGUACCACGCCCUCAACUAAAGAGCAAGCAUCAGAGGACAAUGCAAAAGCAGGAUUAGUGGAUUUGACAGUUCAAGGAUACCCCCAUAUCCUAGUUGCAUGCUUGACAAACUUCAUCAAGCAGCAAAUCCUCUGGCAUUGUCCUUUGUUCUGGAAGCAGAAUGUACAAUUCCUAGGAUACAUAUCUAUGGCUUAGAUAUAGUCGGAUGUAAGGGAAGCCCCAGCAUCCAUGCAAUCAACUAACUAAAUUUUGACGUUUUGCUACCA